GCGCGAUGAAGCGUUACAUUGACAAAAACAUUGGUCUGGGUCAAGACGCAGCAAUUGACUUCGUAUAGUUUAGUACGAUACCUUCGUUGGAAGUAGCAACAUGUCGAAUGUAUGCAGUAACGUCGAUCAUAAAUGCCUUUUAUGUUUCUUAAUUAUCGUCGUUAGUUUAGUUAAUUUAUCUACUGGGGCCAUCAUUCGUGCGAGUAGCCAUGAAGAUCCAGAUAAGAUGUUCGAAGAUAUGAAAGUAGUAGAAAGCGAGGAAGUUCCCGAAUUCUCGAGAAAAGAUUUGAUGGAAAUAAUUCAAAAGAGUCAAUUUUUCCAAGAUAUAUUUUCUGAACAACCCGAUCCUAUGACUAUUCAAUUCGGUCAUGUAUGUGAAAAUCCUAACGAGUGGGAGCAACGCUUUGAGCAACGAGAUUUUAACAAAAACCAUCAUCAAGGAAAGAUGCGAUGGGGAAACAAGAAUGGAGACUAUGGAGAACAUUACUGGGACUUGGGACACGCAGGAUAAUUAACUUUCACACCUAUAUCAAUUUGAUUUAUUAUGCCAAUCAUAUAGAUUUUUAAUUUUUAUACAUUUUAAAAAUAAAGUUCAUUAAUUUUUUUA
Nasonia vitripennis (jewel wasp) is the source of this 607-nucleotide messenger RNA. RefSeq lists its product as uncharacterized. The transcript has 4 exons. The record is from RefSeq and is a predicted model, not a curated record. NCBI's taxonomy places the organism in Eukaryota, Metazoa, Arthropoda, Insecta, Hymenoptera, Pteromalidae. Bases 101 to 511 code for a protein of 136 amino acids.